GGACCAGUUCUACUCCAAACACCACCGCUGCGACACGUUGUCUGCUUGCAUCAAGACCACUUGCAUACAGACCACUUCUUUCACCAGAACCAAUUGCAUCAAAAGUACCUACUGUGUCACCAGGACCACUUAUUGUACCAGGCGUCGUUGCGUCAGGAACACUCGUACAAAGACCAUGGGGGUCACAUGCAAGGUGCUCCUGAACAGACCUCGUGUAGGAUUCCAUACACCCGGCGGACCAGUCAUUGGGGUUGUAAGGUACACAGUAGAUAAACCCACAAAGUUCACCGAAAUAGUGUUGUCAGUGAAAGGCGAAGGGAAAUGCAACUGGACUACCUCAGUCAACAAUCGAACAACCCACUACAGCGGAAGAGAGAAAUAUGUUGAUAUGAAAAAAAAGUUACAAGUGACAAAUACCAGUGAAACAGAGCUUGAAGUAGCUACUGGUGAGUAUGAAGAAAAUUUCUGCUUCUAUUUACCGAAUUGUAUACCGUCCUCGUACAAGGAUGGUGUCGGAUCCAUAUCGUAUCGGGUCCAAAUCAAGUUGGUGAGGCCCGGUGUGUUUCAGUUCAACAAAAAGUUCUACAGAAACAUCAUAGUUAGGGAAUACAGGAAUGCGAUUUCACCUCAAAUACCACUUCACGUUCAUUCCAAGAAAACUCUGUUCCUAAUGUUUAGUGCAAAGGAAGAAGGAAUAGUGACGAACUGUACCAUAAACAAAAGUGUCUUGCUUGCGGGAUUUCCAGCUGAGCUAAAUAUCUUUGUAUCAAACAACUCGACCGUCAAAAUCAAGAAAAUGAAUGCUGAGUUAGUCUCACACAAUGCAUAUACAUCCGGAAAUGGUUGCAAGAAGAAAAUCUUCAAGACUCACAAAUCUUGCAGUCAGAGCUCUGGAAGCAUAAAGAAAUCAGACAAAGCUGAAAUGUCGUUGACUCUACCUACGAAACCUGAUAUGGUGACUGUUCGGCAUUCGAGCGUUAUCUCGAGAGAAUACGAGGUGCAUAUAACGGCCAUCCUGCCCUUUCCACAUCGUAACCAAUGUUUGAAGAUCCCUGUGGUUAUCGAAACCCGGCGGGGGCUCGACAUGGUUGACGAAGCAACUCUUGAGAAUACGAAAAGCAGUAGUCAUGUGGAUUCAUAUAGUGCAGUAAACUAUCCAGAAACGCCACCACCUAGUUAUUGGAAAGUGAUGUGUGAAGAUAAAGAAAUUAAUCAAAAAUAAUGGCUAACUCUUAAUGAUAGUGUAACAGACUGUAGAUAGCUGUUUAGUAAACCAGAUUUGUUUUAAGUAAUUAUUGUGUAAGUAAUAAAAUUUAUUACCUAUAUAAAAUGUACAAUAAGUUAUUAUUUUUGUAAUGAAGUGAUUUUUAUACAAUAUAUAGGUCCUAUGAGAAGUAGAAACAGACUCAUACAUAUAAUUUACCUGCUAUACACAAUGAUAUUGUAACAUAAGCAGCUUGUGAAUACUAUUUAUCAAUCAUGAUGAUUAAUGUCCAAUCAUGCAUGGCGCUUCCCGCUACGUUUACUUGAAUGAGGAUAACACAAGUUGCCUAAUUUUCCUUCUAUUGGAUGUCCGAUAUCGUGGACCGGUUUUAUUUUAUUUAGUCUCUGUUGUGGUGCAAAGGCCCGUUAUUGUAUAUUUUUUUGGUUUGCCUUUUGGUCGCCAUUUUGUUUGCCUUGGGGUUGCUACUGCAAUAAAUAGAUUAUAAAAUUAGGAUUAUUAGCUAUCGACAAAACAACGAAAAUUUAAAAUAACUUGUGAUGCGGAGUCUGGUGGAGAAGACUUAGCAGAGAAGUGGUCGAAUCCUUGCUACAUAAUCCUAAAUAAAAAAGGAUUUAUAUUUGAUUAGUCUCUGAACAGUUCUGUCAGUUUUGUUUACUUUUCUAUUUGCUAGAGUUUAUUAACAUUUUAUUUUCUGAUAAAAUAAUAUGCAAAUAAGCAUGUAUUUCUAAAUUUCUGAGACACAAAGCGCAGUCUCUCUUAGUACUAUUAAGAUUUUCUGAUAAUAAUUUAACCACUUAUGAAAAUUUCAUGUUUUUCCAAAGUAUACACAGUGUUUUUUCCAUUGUUCUCCAAGAUUUUUGGUUUUAGCAACGUUGAGCCUGAGACCUUUAUCUGAUAAUGGGUGUUUCGUGUCAGUUACUAUUUCACUAUCCUACAGAAGGAUUUUUCAGACCCGGCUACUUUAUAACUGGGAUAGUGAAGUACACGGUCGACGAGGAUACUGAGUACAAGAACAUACAACUAUCACUAAAAGGCGAAGGAAGAUGCGAAUGGAAAGAGAAAAUUGCAAACACUGCCACCACCGCGAAGGAAAAUAUUCACUAUACCUUGGCGGGGCCCUACUUGAGCUACGAAGGAAAAGAAACAAUUCUCAAUAUAAAAACAAGCAUUUUGAACAAGGAAAACGGUAAAGGUGAUUCAGUGGUGGUGCCCGCUGGUCUGUAUGAGCACUCGUUUGAUUUCCAUCUUCCGCCCCAUCUCCCUCCAUCGUUUAAAGACAAGCAUGCCCUUAUAACAUAUUGCAUCAAAGUGAAAUUCUACCGACCUGGCUUCUUUAAGUUCACGAAAAAAUUCUACACGGAAAUUUUGCUGAAGGGCCUGGCAGUCCCCCCCGCACCCCCCGCGCCUGUUAUCUACAAAAUCGAGAAGACGUUAUUAAAACUGUUUUCAUCCAAGAAAAAAAUACACGUGAAAGCUGAACUACAAAACCCCCAGGCCAUUGCCGGGGAGCCAGCAGAAAUAAACUUUAACGUAUCGAAUGAAACUAAAGUGAUAAUACCCUGUAUUACUGUCGAGCUGAUUGAACGUACCAUGUACACCGCAUCUUGUGGCACGAAAAAAAAGAAAUACAGGACUAUCGGAGAAGCUAAAACGCCGAGCGUCGCUGACAAAUCAACUGCUGACUUGGUACUAUCAGUGCCUUCAUCACCGGAAAUAUUCAGCAUUCUGAACUCGAAAGUGGUGCAAAGGAAAUACAAGUUGAGAGUUACAGUGAAGUUGCCGCUACCAUACAUGAAUGCCUCAAUAAAGAUUCCGAUAGAGUAUGAUACAUAUAGGCAAAGAGCUCCAGUUCCUGCUAUAGAUGAGGUGAGUGAUGCCCCGCCGUCGUACUGGCAAGUCAUGGCUGAAGACCAUGGACAGGAGACCAGCAAAUAACAACCGAUUCAUUGGUAUCUUGCAUAGACCAAGCGAUUACGAACAGAGAGGUAUUUAUAUGAGUUUAUUGUAGAUAUCAUUGGAAGAUUGUACCUGACCUAAAACAUUCAAUAAACGGAUACGGUUAUACUU
This is a messenger RNA of Plutella xylostella (diamondback moth), 3292 nucleotides long. Its product is annotated as arrestin domain-containing protein 5-like. NCBI's taxonomy places the organism in Eukaryota, Metazoa, Arthropoda, Insecta, Lepidoptera, Plutellidae. The record is from RefSeq and is a predicted model, not a curated record. Gene Ontology annotation, cellular component: cytoplasm. Gene Ontology annotation, biological process: protein transport.